AUUACACAGCUGUUUUACUCCUGUAUUCUUAAUAUGAACAGAGGUUCCGGCUUCGUACAAGGAGUUUCAGGCAUAUGCACCUGUCUGUCUUUACUGAUAAAGAUUAAUUAAAAAUGGCUUUACGGGCCCGAAAAAAUUCUGGGGCUUUCGAGAAACGGCCCCCUGAAUAGAAAGCCUGCCUGUUAUUUUUGUUUUCAGAUGUAUCUUACUAUUACAAAUUUAAUGUGGGCUAAGGGUGCAAUGUCAUUUUCUCUUGCUUUGAAUAAGCCUAAUCAUCCGCACUUUGAUGAUGGAUCAAUACCACUUUUCUUGAUUCUACAAUAAACACAUAUUUUAGCUGAUACAAUUCUAAGGAUCACAGUAGUACUGCGGAGGAUGCUAACAGUGACAAAAAUGAUAUCCUAUUUAAGGAUCGGAAAUCUCAAAAACCAUGUCCUAUCCCGUGGCAAUACCUAUAUAGCUAACAAAUGGGAGUCCCCACACGGGGGAGGAAGAUUGCUUGGCAUGGAGAUUGCGUGACGAGCCCAGAGAGCUUCCCCAAGCUUCCCAAAGAGCGUUUGCGUUGGAGGCUGUCUUCGUAGCAAGAGAGCACACUGGCAAGAGUUUCAAUGGGGAAAAAAUUCCAUUUGCCCGAAAGCUCAAGGAUGAAAUGGAAACCAAAACCAUGCGCUGUCUUAAAUAAUCGGACAGCUCAGGAACAAUGACUCGGCGGAAGUUGAAAUUUGCAAACAAAAUUGAAUUACCCCAUUUUCAAAAAAACUUAAUUAAUCUCGCGUCAAAAAACACCUCCAGAAACUGCAUUUUAUCGUUUAGUUAAUAAUUGUAUAGAGAACGGCACAGAGUUAAACAAAAUGGCUUGUAGACAGCUCAUCACGACGUCCAUCUGUAUUCGAACCUUCGGAUGUCAGUUUGGCAAGGAACAUAAUCCCGACCCUAUCAGAUUUUUCCUCGUUCAUCACUCAUAAUGAAAGACGUCAAAAUAGACUCAGCAGUGCUGAUCCGGCGACUGAAGGGAAAAGAGUUACGAAUCGAAUACUGAACUGCGUAGAAAUACACUUUGACUUACGCAGAGAGAAGUUAUUAUGGGAAUCUUUUACGGUAUAGUGCUGUGGACAGUUGUAUUCUGCCAGUACACGUGGUCACAAGAAGCAAACUGCAAGAAUCCGGGAGUUCCAAGAAAUGGCGCACGGUUAGGCAUCAAUUUUGGACACAAUCAGUCAGUAACCUUCGUGUGCAAAGAAAACUACACGUUGAUUGGUCGCGAGGCAAUGGUCUGUCGAAACGGAAAUUGGAGUUCAUCUCUUCCUCAGUGCAAAACAAAUUGCAAGGAUCCAGGAAUUCCAAGAAAUGGCGCACGGACAGGUGAUAAUUUUGAACACGGUCAAACGGUUAGCUUCGCGUGCAAUAAUGGCUACACGUUGAUUGGUAGCAAGUCAAUGGUCUGUCGGAAAGGAGUUUGGAGUUCAUCUCUGCCCCAAUGUAAAAGUAAGUGCACAUACUUUUAAGUUACAACAUUGAUCCCGGAACAUAAGUCCUGUCUUUAUUUCUUGGAACUAGCCCUUAUUUUUACCUGAACCUCAUCAAUGGAUUUAAGCUGUUUGUAAAUGCUAGUUCAAGAAAUACUCUUGCUUGCGAGAGAAAACAAAAUGAAAAUUAAAAUACACGCGAAAUCAUUCACUUAGCUGAUAACCCUGAACUUGUAGACAUCUAUUUGAAAUUUUCGGGUCCCGCUCCGAUCCUGGUAAUCCACAGAGCGGGCGCAGAAUAGGCUUGGAUUUCCGGCAUGGCAAGAAAGUCUCCUUUACUUGCCAAGGCAAUUUUAAAUUGACUGGCACUGUCCGCAUCACUUGCCUCGACGGAACAUGGAGUGACAAAGUUUCCAUAUGCAAAGGUAACAUCGAGGUAUAACACGGGACGAAUAAUUUCAAUAAUAUUGAUAUCGAUCAUGAGACUAUGGGGAGACUAUGGA
Orbicella faveolata is the source of this 1969-nucleotide messenger RNA. RefSeq names its product CUB and sushi domain-containing protein 3-like. NCBI's taxonomy places the organism in Eukaryota, Metazoa, Cnidaria, Anthozoa, Scleractinia, Merulinidae. The record is from RefSeq and is a predicted model, not a curated record.